Diceros bicornis minor is the source of this 1362-nucleotide messenger RNA. It is a transcript of the gene CCNO, whose product is annotated as cyclin O. Gene Ontology annotation, biological process: regulation of cyclin-dependent protein serine/threonine kinase activity; mitotic cell cycle phase transition. NCBI's taxonomy places the organism in Eukaryota, Metazoa, Chordata, Mammalia, Perissodactyla, Rhinocerotidae. The transcript has 3 exons. The record is from RefSeq and is a predicted model, not a curated record. Gene Ontology annotation, molecular function: cyclin-dependent protein serine/threonine kinase regulator activity. Gene Ontology annotation, cellular component: cyclin-dependent protein kinase holoenzyme complex; centrosome; cytoplasm. Bases 1 to 1059 code for a protein of 352 amino acids.
AUGGUGACGCCCUGCCUUACCAGCCCCGUGAGCCCCGCGGCCCGGGUUGGGAGGCAGGACAACGACCAGAACCUCCGUGCCCCGGUGAAGAAGAGCCGGCGCCCACGCCUCCGGAGGAAGCAGCCGCUGCAGCCGCGGAACCAGUGCCCGCUCCUGGGAGACUCUGGCGUUCGCGACCUGUUCGAGUCCCCCAGCUCCGGCUCGGAUGGCGCAGACAGCCCCGCGGCGUCCGCGGCACGAGGCUGCAGCCCCCUACCCGGCCCUGCCCAGCAGCUGGUACAGCUAGAUCUACAGACCUUCCGCGACUACGGUCAGAGCUGCUACGCCUUCCUCAAGGCGCGGGAGAGCCACUUCCACCCCCGGGAGUCGCUGGCGCGGCAGCCACAAGUAACGGCGGAAUCCCGCUGUCAGCUGCUCAGCUGGCUGAUCCCCGUGCACCGCCAGUUCGGCCUCUCCUUCGAGUCUCUGUGCCUGACGGUGAACACUCUGGACCGCUUCCUUACCACGACGCCUGUGGCUGCAGACUGCUUCCAGCUGCUCGGGGUCACAUCGCUGCUCAUCGCUUGCAAGCAGGUGGAGGUGCACCCGCCGCGCGUGAAGCAGCUCCUGGCCCUGUGCUGCGGUGCCUUCUCCCGGCAACAGCUCUGUAACCUCGAGUGCAUCGUGCUGCACAAGCUGCACUUCAGCCUGGGCGCGCCCACCAUCAGCUUCUUCCUGGAGCAUUUCACACAUGCGCGCGUGGAGGCCGGGCAGGCCGAGGUCUCCGAAGCUCUGGAGGCACAAGCCCUGGCGCGCGGGGUGGCGGAGAUAAGCCUGGCCGACUACGCCUUCACCCGCUACACCCCCUCCCUGCUGGCCAUCUGUUGCCUGGCGCUGGCUGACCGUAUGCUGCAGCUCCCGCGCCCGGUGGACUUGCGCCUGGGUGGGCACUCGGAGGCGGCGCUGCAGGACUGCCUGGGCAAGCUGCAGCUACUGGUGUCCAUAAACGGAACCUCCCUGACUCAUAUGCUCCCCCUCCAGAUCUGCGAGAAGUGCAGCCUGUCCUUGAGCUUGAAAUAAAGUAGACCCUUAGUCUCCUUUUAUCCCCUUCUGGCCCGGCUGCUGGACCAAUCCCAUUGCUUUGAAAGAGUGCAGUAUCGGCCCAAAGAGAGGGGUUCAGGGCUCUCGCUUGGUCACCAGGACAUCCUGCAGGUUGUAAAUAGUGUACGAUAGUAGCGUCUCGUCGUUUAUUUAUUUUGCUGAGGACACAGGAGAGAGCUGAGUCUUUCCUCAAACAGGCUGGCUGUCGUGGUUUGCCCGAAUGCUGCUAUUGCCCGCGUUUAUCUGCCGGGAGGGAAGGUGAAGGCAACCCCCGGAAUAGAG